AUGUCGGUCACUGACCCGCAGAGGAUCGCCUUGAUCGGCUUGGGAACCAUUGGCAUGUCCAUGGCCGCGUUGCACUUGUCUCGUGAGAAUGUGACAGUCGACGUAUUCGACACAAGACCAGAUUUCGACCAGUACCUUCUCAGCACUUUGCCAAAUUUCCUGGAUCAAGGCCCAUCAGCAGCAGUGGCUUCAUUGAUUGCCUCCGGCCGUUUACAUAUCCACACCUCACUAGAAACCGCCUGUGCGUCUGCCACAAUCGUUCAAGAGCAAGGACCCGAAAACCUCGAAUUCAAGCAGACCCUUUGGGCUCAAGUUGAAUCAUUGGCCCCACCAUCUGCGCACUUCUGGACCAGUACGUCUGGUAUUGCCGCAUCCGCCCAGCAACAAAAGAUGAACGACAAAACUCGCUUGCUUGUUGUGCAUCCUUUCAAUCCACCGCAUAUCAUGCCACUACUAGAGAUUGUACCCUCACCUGAUACGUCGCCAGAGCAGGUGGAGUUUGCGCGCGAGUAUUUCUCCGUUCCUGGUUCGAAGCAUCGACCUGUGGUACUUCAAAAGGAGAUAUCAGGGUUUGUGGGGAACCGUCUGGCAUUUGCGCUACUACGAGAGGCAUGCUAUUUAGUACAAGAAGACGUCGUGAGCGCAAAAGAUCUCGACACAAUCCUAAUGGCUAGUUUAGGGCCAAGGUGGGCGGGCAAUGGUGUGUUCGAAAGCUAUCAGCAAGGAGGUGGUGAAGGUGGGAUCCAGGCCUUUCUGGACAAACUAGGUGGCACUAUGCAGGUAGUGUGGGAUGACUUGGGCAAAGUAAAUGUGCUAGGAAGUGAGGAGACAAGUUGGAAGGACAAGGUGAUCUCGCAGGUCAACGAAGCUUAUGGGACCCUGACGCCAGGACAAGUCCGCGAAAAAGAAGAAAGGCUGAAGGACUUUGUGGCGAUACAGACCAAGAAGUACGGGCAUGAUGUAGCCAUGAGAGACUCGGCUAGGAUAAUGUAG
Messenger RNA from Aspergillus bombycis, 993 nucleotides. RefSeq names its product putative 3-hydroxyacyl-CoA dehyrogenase. The transcript has a single exon. The record is from RefSeq and is a predicted model, not a curated record. Bases 1 to 993 code for a protein of 330 amino acids. NCBI's taxonomy places the organism in Eukaryota, Fungi, Ascomycota, Eurotiomycetes, Eurotiales, Aspergillaceae. Gene Ontology annotation, biological process: fatty acid metabolic process. Gene Ontology annotation, molecular function: oxidoreductase activity, acting on the CH-OH group of donors, NAD or NADP as acceptor; NAD+ binding.